UACAAGAAACGAUUAAAUUUGUGCAUUCGAAUUGUGUUUUGAAAAAGAAAGCAAGAAGGUUCGUUUUUCUCUACACAGCACAGAACUCAUUUUAUUCUUUGAAAAUGUAAAGAUUGUGAAGCAUUUUUUUGUGAUUAUACAAAAAAAGAAUUCCUGGCUGGACUGAUGAGGGGCACAGAACAGCGUUCCAGUCAGUAUAUCGUCAAGCUCAAAGCAGGUGUAUUGAAGACGGAUCUCUACCCAAACCUGCUCCAUCAUCAAGCAAAAUCAAGACACCGUUAGUUCAGAACCGGGCCUUGUGGAAUUUUAAGCUCUAAACUUGAUCCUAAUUUAAAGGUUUCAAGUAGUGUGAACCUUUAAAACAAGAUGGUGUAGGGCACGUAAGUUAUCUAAGAGAAGAUCAUUGGGAUAAUUUUUCCUACAUGGAAAUAGGAUUAUUAGAAGCAGCGUUCUCUCAUUUUCGUCACCGGACUUUAUAAGCACAAAGAUUUGAAGCAAAGUGGCGUUUGUUUUGGGUUGAUUCACCUGAGAGCACUUCAAGCUGAGCAAAAUGGAUCAGGAAUAUCAGAAACGGCUGUUAAGACAACAAAAUGGCGAGGGAUCAGUCGGAUCGCCAACGUUAAUGCCCCUGUCUCCUGGCCAGGCUGCUUCACCCAAUAAAGACAGAUUCAGUGACCGGUUCAUACCCAGCCGAGCAGGCACCAACUGGUACGUCGGGUUCAACUCCAAACAGGAGCAGAAUGAGGAGUCGCCCUCCGCUACGCGCAGGGCAAAAGACGAGUCUGACGCUAACAAGACCACAGACAUGCUGGCCUACCACUGCCUCCUCAAGAACGAGCUUCUGGGAGCCAACAUCGACAAGAUCAAGGAUCCGCAGUGCGAGGACCGUCGCAUGGUCAGUCCACAGAAGGCUAAACGCAACCUGUUCCAGUACAGCGUCCAGGCCAAGAGACCCAGCAUGGCCAAGAGCGAAGACUCCUCAUCUUACUCUCUCUCACCGGUCGGAAGCAAAAGCCAAAAGUUGUUACUAUCGCCCCGUAAGCCGAUGCGCAAGAUCUCCAAGAUUCCCUUCAAAGUACUGGAUGCUCCUGAGCUGCAGGAUGACUUCUAUCUCAACCUUGUCGAUUGGUCAUCGACGAAUAUACUCAGCGUGGGUCUAGGAACCUGCGUCUAUCUAUGGAGUGCCUGCACAAGCCAGGUGACAAGGCUGUGCGAUUUAUCAGUUGAUGGCGAUACUGUCACAUCGGUAUCGUGGAAUGAAAGGGGUAAUCUGGUCGCUGUAGGAACGCACAAAGGACUGGUACAGGUCUGGGACUCGUCUACCCAGAAGCGGGUCAACACUCUGAAGGGUCAUUCAGCAAGAGUAGGUGCCCUGGCAUGGAAUGCGGACAUGCUGUCGUCAGGUAGCAGGGACCGUAUGAUACUCCAGAGAGACGUCCGUACCCCGACCACUCCCGAGAGACGAUUGGCUGGCCACCGACAGGAGGUCUGCGGGUUGAAAUGGUCACCUGACCACCAGCAUCUGGCGUCAGGUGGUAACGAUAACAAGCUAUUCGUAUGGAACAACUCCAGCCUCAGCCCAGUCCAGCAGUACACGGACCAUCUAGCGGCAGUCAAAGCCAUUGCGUGGUCACCCCACCAGCACGGCCUGCUAGCGUCCGGAGGAGGUACUGCUGACCGCUGCAUUCGAUUCUGGAACACGCUGACCGGUCAGCCGCUCAAUUCGGUGGACACAGGGUCCCAGGUCUGCAACCUGGCGUGGUCUAAACACGACAACGAGUUGGUUAGCACCCAUGGCUACUCUCAGAACCAAAUCUUGGUGUGGAAGUAUCCAUCGCUGGUAGAGGUAGCCAAACUAACAGGACAUACAUACAGAGUAUUAUAUCUGGCUGUGUCACCUGACGGGGAGGCCAUCGUUACCGGAGCCGGGGAUGAAACUCUUCGUUUCUGGAACGUCUUCAGCAAGUCACGGUCAUCCAAGGAAUCAAAGUCGGUCUUGAAUCUGUUCAACCACAUCAGGUGAAAGAAGCAGGCAGUUGGAGCUAGAGGUACAAUCAAAAGGCAAGCUUGCUAAAUCUCUGUGAAGCUUAUCAGCGUAAGAUUGGAGAGUAACUCAUACGUAAAUCAUUACUAUUCUGAAUUGAAGAAAAUCUUCACUGAGCUCUAAUGCAUCAUUUGGAAACAGCAUUGUUGAUGUCGUACUGGAGAAAAAUUCUUCAAUAUUAUAGAGGAAAGAAUUAAUACAUAUGAGAACAUCAAUGGAAUAUGUAACGUGACGGCAGAGUAUUUCUCUCCUUUUUAAAAAUAAUUCAACGUGGUCCACUUUGUUUCCUUAUAAAACGUGGGAAGAAAAUGUCUUACUAACCUUAUUCGUUGGGAAGAGUUCAGUUUUUCAGGACAGUGCAGCGUCAUUAACAAAUCUUGUUUUAAACGAUGAUUUUUUUAAAUUUGUUGAAUUUUUUUUUUACAUGUGGAGAGAUCACAUGAAUCGUCGGUAUUGAUUUGUCUGCUUAAGUUUGCAAUCAUUUUAACAUAAUUUAUCAUUGUUUUUACUCGUUGCAGUAUUGUUUUACUUGUGGCCGACAAAUCAGUGUGGUAGAAGAAAAGCUCUUUGUUAAACACAAGUUUGUUUUGUCCAAACACAUGCAAGUACAAUUUUUAUUUUAAAGGAGAUCUUUUGGAGAAUUCAUUUCUUUGAACCCACAAACAAAUCAUGCUUUUGUUCCUUACGAUUUUUAAACAAAGUUUUUAAUUUGUUUUGUUUUGAAAUCAAAUUAUGAAGUAUAGAAGAAAGAAACUGUCCACGAGGUUCAGCCGCUGUUUUAUGACUCAGUAUUAGUGCAUGUAAAUUAUGAAUUAGUCAUCCAUCGUGUAACAUAAAACAGCGAAUAACCUUCAAAGAAAUAAACGAAAGGACAGCCACGAAGGA
Molecule: messenger RNA, 2929 nt
Organism: Patiria miniata (bat star)
Lineage: Eukaryota; Metazoa; Echinodermata; Asteroidea; Valvatida; Asterinidae
Gene: fzr1
Product: fizzy-related protein homolog
Exons: 13
Coding region: 551-2023 (490 amino acids)
Biological process (GO): positive regulation of anaphase-promoting complex-dependent catabolic process; positive regulation of ubiquitin protein ligase activity; anaphase-promoting complex-dependent catabolic process
Cellular component (GO): anaphase-promoting complex
Molecular function (GO): anaphase-promoting complex binding; ubiquitin ligase activator activity; protein binding
Source: RefSeq, a predicted model, not a curated record